ACUGGCUGACGCCCACUAGCCACUACUACUGGCGACUGGCGCGGCAGCCUAGUCUCAAAAGGGACGGCCCCGGGCGCUUCCAGUUCAGAUUUUAUAACCACGCCCCCGUCGCACUUGCCAGUUGCCUCUGCCACCCCCGCGACGACGACGACGACGACGGCGCUCCUUCCGCUUCUCCCCCGUCGUCGUCCCAUGCCCCUCUGCCACAUACAGUGACCGGCAGCGGCGAGGAGCGACCAAUAAUGGCAGCGCAGGAGAGCGCCGCAGGGAACCCGCAGGUGGUGGUGACGCGGUGGCGGUACGGGGACGUGGGCGACAGCAACUUCGCGGUGCGCGGCCGCGCGGCGCCGCUGCUGGCGGGGCUGCUGUGCGCCGUCGUCGUCUUCGCCGCGCUCUGCCUGUACCUCUGCUGGAGGUGCCAGCGCCAGCGCCACCGCUACGACCCGGAGGCGGACGCCUCGUCGUCGUCGUCGCCGUCGCCAGCCGGCGCGGCGGCGCUGCCCGGCCUCGACGCCGACGCCAUCCGCGGCCUGCCCGUGACGCUGCACCGGCCGUCCGCGUCGCCGCGGCUUCCCGGCGGGGACGACGAGGCGCUGUGCUCCAUCUGCAUCAGCGCGCUGGUGGCCGGGGAGAAGGUGAAGGUGCUCCCGCCCUGCGGCCACUGCUUCCACCCGGACUGCGUCGACGCAUGGCUCCGGUCCCACCCCAGCUGCCCGCUCUGCCGCCGCCGCCUCCUCCUCGCCGACGCCGACGCCAAAGUGUGAUCAGCGGCGGGCCCCUGCCCCGACCAGGAGUUUUUAAGCAGCGCAUUACUAGUGACGUGGCCGCUGCUCUGCUCUGCUCUCCGAGGGAGGCCGUCACCUGACCUGACCCCGACCAAGCCACUCACUGUUCAAGGAAUGCCUUUCCAGCUUUUUCUCUGUGGCGCAAGGCUCUCGAGUGCAGGAGAAAAGUGAUGUAGGCUGCGCUGCACAUAGCUUUUGAGUAUUUAAACCAGAGGAGAUAAUUUAACGUAUGCGGUGGUGGUUCAGAUGUUGUGUUGUUGUGCUUGUGCCUUUUUGUUUUGAUUCCAUAUACUGCUACACUUUGGCCGUAAAAUAAAAGUGGCGGUUGCAGAUAUCUCUGCUGCCCAAAUAUCUA
Molecule: messenger RNA, 1140 nt
Organism: Zea mays
Lineage: Eukaryota; Viridiplantae; Streptophyta; Magnoliopsida; Poales; Poaceae
Product: RING-H2 finger protein ATL66
Exons: 2
Coding region: 243-764 (173 amino acids)
Source: RefSeq, a predicted model, not a curated record